UAAAAACUUAUGCUUGCUAUAUUACAUAAAUUAAUGUAAUAACCAUUUGCUACCUUUACAAAAUAAGAACUCAAAAAAAGACUCAAUGAUAUAUAAUACAGAGUUACUCAAGAAGCAGGUAAUUAUAAUUUGAUUUUGUAGAUACCGAACCACCCUUCAAGAAUGAAUAUUAUAAAACAAAAGAUCCUGGAGAAUACUUUUGUAUUGUUUGUGGUGAUAAAUUAUUUGGAUCUUAACACAAAUACAACUCUGGAUGUGGAUGGCCUGCUUUUUGGGGUUCUUAUGAUUCAUAAAAAAUUAAAGAGAUCAGGUAAAUUCUUAAAAUUAUUUAAAGUGAUUUCACUCAUGGAAUGACUAGAAUUGAAGUAAGAUGCUAAAAAUGUAAUGCUCAUUUGGGACAUAAAUUUGAUGAUGGACCAAUCGAUAAAGGAGGAGUCAGAUAUUGUAUUAACUCUGCCUCCUUAUAAUUUAAAAAAGAAAAUAUAUGAUUUAUAAUG
Paramecium sonneborni is the source of this 497-nucleotide messenger RNA. The record is from the annotation of a GenBank genome assembly. NCBI's taxonomy places the organism in Eukaryota, Ciliophora, Oligohymenophorea, Peniculida, Parameciidae.